AUUGACGGGGCAAAUAAAAUAGUUAUAUAGUGAUCCAAGUCUUGCCAACACUAUGCCUAUAUAUGGGUUGUAAUUGUGAAGUUCAUAAUUAUUCAAGAGUUGAUUUAGCUUAUAGUUUUCAUAUAGUUAAAACCAACACAGCCAUGUCUCUCAUAUUGCUGCUUAUUGGAGUAUUAUUAUCUUCCACUGCAUUAGAAUUUACGGGUGCACAAUCGGUAGGUGUUUGCUAUGGAGGAAAUGGAAAUAAUCUACCAACAAAGAAAGCAGUGGUUGAUUUAUACAAAUCAAAAGGAAUCGGUAAAAUCCGUAUAUACAAUCCAGACGAAGGUAUACUCCAAGCCCUUAGAAGUUCAAACAUAGAAGUGAUCCUCGGUGUCCCAAACAACGUUCUCAAAUCACUCACAAAUGCUCAAACCGCCUCGGAUUGGGUCAACAAAUAUGUAAAAGCAUACUCAAUCGUCAAAAUCAAAUACAUUGCCGUUGGCAAUGAAGUUCACCCGGGUUCAGCCGAAUCAAGUUCAGUUCUUCCUGCAAUGCAAAACAUUCAAAAAGCAAUAUCUUCAGCAAAUUUACAAGGCCAAAUUAAAGUGUCUACCGCGAUAGACACAACACUAAUUGGAAAAUCUUACCCACCAAAAGACGGUGUUUUUAGUGACGCUGCAAGUGGUUACAUAAAGCCUAUUGUUAACUUCUUAGUUAGCAACGGUUCGCCACUUCUUGCUAAUGUGUACCCUUAUUUCGCGUAUGUAAAUAACCAACAAAGCAUUGGUCUUGACUAUGCUUUGUUUACAAAACAGGGAAAGAAUGAAGUUGGUUACCAAAACUUGUUUGAUGCAAUGUUGGAUUCAAUUUAUGCUGCUCUUGAGAAAGUAGGGGGUUCAAAUGUGAAGAUUGUUGUGUCUGAGAGUGGGUGGCCAUCUCAAGGUGGAACUGGAGCUAGUGCUGGAAAUGCAGGCACAUAUUAUGGGAAUUUGAUUAAACAUGUUAAAGGUGGAACUCCUAAGAGACCUAAUGGACCUAUUGAGACUUAUCUUUUUGCUAUGUUCGAUGAAAAUCAGAAGCCGGGUUCUGAAAUUGAGCGACACUUUGGUCUCUUUAGACCCGACAAAUCACCUAAAUAUCAAAUUAGUUUCAAUUGAAAAAUACAGGUGAUCGGCGAUUAUGUAUGUAUAAUAAUAAUAAUCAACUACAAUAAUAAACUCUUAUGGUUCAAGUUUUAGAUGUUUGUACCAUUGAAUAAUAAUAAUAUGUAUU
Medicago truncatula (barrel medic) is the source of this 1254-nucleotide messenger RNA. RefSeq names its product glucan endo-1,3-beta-glucosidase. NCBI's taxonomy places the organism in Eukaryota, Viridiplantae, Streptophyta, Magnoliopsida, Fabales, Fabaceae. Bases 63 to 1139 code for a protein of 358 amino acids. Gene Ontology annotation, biological process: carbohydrate metabolic process. Gene Ontology annotation, molecular function: hydrolase activity, hydrolyzing O-glycosyl compounds. The record is from RefSeq and is a predicted model, not a curated record. The transcript is spliced from 2 exons.